CGACCGUUAUAUGGCGCAAUCGUCAAGCAGCGUGGGGAGUUAUUGGUUACCUAAUAGGUACGCUGUGAUCGGCUGUACGCUGUGAUCGGCGAACUUUUGAAGCCUCUAACGUCCAACGAUUCUGCAAAAAGGACACCAGGAUGGCGACUAAAGCCAUAGGAGGCGUCACCAUGACCGCCUUUCAGGUUUUACUGGUUCUGAUAUGGCUGGCCAGCGGGGGUGUUCUCGGCGUUGCCAUCUGGCUCAUGGCGGAUGACAUCGUGUCCACGGGGAUGCGGUUUGAGUUCGGGCUGGGGUGGUUCUACUACCCGGUCCACCUGCUCAUCGCCUCCGCCGUGUUCGGAGUCAUCGGCGGCGUCCUGGGCUUCAUCGGAGCCAAGAAAGGGAACCAGCUGCUGCUGCGCAUCUUCUGCGCAGUCCUGCUUGUCAUCACCGUCCUGAGCUUCACAGCUGGAGGACUUUCCUACAGCUACAGACACAACGUCAUGACGGUCACGAUCAGUGAUCGCGUUGGGAACUCUCUGGUCACUGCUCUGGCCGGAGACAAGCUGGACAACCGGCCUGUCGAGCUACAGGCAGCGGUCAAGAGAGCACAGGAGCGGUUCCUGUGUUGUGGCCUGACGUUUUCCGGCAACUGGAUUGAUGCAUGUUCAGACGAUACUUGCCAUAGCAGUUAUGUCUCCGAUCGCUGCGAUCCAUACGCGCCCUGUCAGGGGAAGUUUGACGACAUAGUCAUUCAGUACCAGAGGUACGUGUUUGCGGUCGCCUUCACCCACGGAGGCAUUCAGUUCCUCGGCCUGCUGCUAGUGGUGUACAUCAUGAGAAGGCUCGGCAGCAGCAAGAAGAAGGAGAAACGCGGACAAGCAGCGGAGAUGGAGAAAAUGCAAGCAACUUCAUCAUAGACGUCAUAAUUACACACGAGUCACUGUAGACUAACAAUGAUGAGAUUCAGACUUCAUUCAAAAUUAACUAAUCAUAUGCAGAUACAUUCCCCAGUUGGUUUGUUUAAAGUUUCUUUUUUGUUCUCCUGAAAAGAUUUGAUUUUCAUUAGUAUCGAGUCUUUUGACCUUUCAAUACUGUGUAUUAUUUACUUUCAUAAUAGACAUAUGGACGUUACAUUUCGUCCAAGCAGUUGUCUGGUACGUUUUCAACAUAAACAGUAUCUUAUUCCUUAUCAAGUUUUCAUAGAUAGUCUUUGGGUUGUUUAUCAUAUUCAACUAUUAGUGAAGUGAUUAUCAAAUUGCUUUUUUUGCCUUUUGAGUACUAUUUUGUAGAUUGUUGAGGAACAAAAUUCCCAAAAUGAUCUGCCAUCUUCACAUCUUUUUAUUGUAUACUUCUCUGUUUGACUAUGUGCUGUGAUUGGAUGAUGAUAUUGAUGACGUGUGCAUCUAAUUAGUUCAAAUGUACAAUGCAUGUACACUGCAAUGAAUACGUUUUUGUUCUUUUUUAAUGAGGAGUCUUGUAUUGAACAGGAUGACCUCUGUUUGGAUUUAUGUUAGGUAUGUAUUCGCUGUUGUGGCUGCUUAGGUUGGUCUUCAUUCAAUAAAAUGCUCUUAAUCACUAUA
Molecule: messenger RNA, 1565 nt
Organism: Branchiostoma belcheri (Belcher's lancelet)
Lineage: Eukaryota; Metazoa; Chordata; Leptocardii; Amphioxiformes; Branchiostomatidae
Product: tetraspanin-4-like
Exons: 7
Coding region: 141-902 (253 amino acids)
Cellular component (GO): membrane
Source: RefSeq, a predicted model, not a curated record